AUCAUUCAAGCAGACUGUGUACGAUGUGAUUUUUACCAACAAUAACAACAAAAUGAACACGAUCUCUCAAUACAAAAUAACAAUGUGAUAAUUCCUUUUGUACAUAAAUCUUUAGCGUGUAGUGAAAUUAAACGAAAUAAGCUUUUCUUGUGAUAUCUCAUUCUAAUUAAUAAAUUGAUAAAUGGAAAUCGUAAUAUUGGGAUGGGGCCUGUUGAUUUGUUUGCUCUGUUUGACGACUUUUGGUUUCUUCUCGUGCUUCACGGCCGCCACGGGAUGCGUCGCUUUUCUAAUUGGAUUGUUGACGGUGCUUUAUCUGCAACACGCCAACUUGGAGAAUUAUCUUGACAGCGGCCUUUUAGAAAAUCCGUUGGAGGACAGGAACACCAAUAAUGGAAUCAAAAACAUCGUUUCACUCCUCUCCGAGAGGCGACAGCCCGGGCGCCCCGCUGCCCGGGCCGACAGCCGCCUGACCGGCAGCGACGUAAUCGACCGCGCUCUGCGCGACAUCGUGACAUACGCCCUGCGCGACUACGUGCACACAUGGUACGCCAAGGUCACCAAUCUGCCCAACGAGGACGAGAGGAGCUUCGACAGGACGAUCAGGACUUCGGUUCAGCACGCCGUGUCGAGGAUAUCCGAGAGAGUUAAGCAAGUAGACUGGUUAACUUUCCUAACCACCAAAUUGGUGGACCAAGUGGCAGAGCACAUAAAGUUGUACCGACAGGCACAACGUGAGUGUGCCAAAUUACUGACUGCCAAUUCUGCAACAAGUAAAGUUAGCCCAAAAAGUUCUCCGAAGAAACAUCUCAAGACUCACAGGAGGAACAAGAGUGAUACUGAUGUUAAAUGGAAUAGUCCGAGUCAAACAAAUUUGCAAGCAAAAUUUUACACAACAGAUAACCAGUCAUCAGAAACCCAAUUGCGGGCUGAAAAUGUUGACGAUGAAGCCGUAGAAUUGUUUUUGUCCAAAGAUAUUCGAGGUAGAAUAGUGUCUGAUGAAAGCAGUUUAGAAGAGCAUUUAACAAGUCUAGUAGACUUGGUGUUAUUUUUCAUCUUGCCUUCGGAAGAUUUUGCUUGCCCGAGUUUAAGAAGCAUUUUGGGGUCAUUGAUUUCUUGCUGUGUACUUAGGCCUUUGUUCGAUUUGCUAUCGGAACCUGAUACUGUUAAUUUGAUUAUACUGAAAAUUUGUUGCAAAGAUGGGCCACCGGCCGGUGAGCAUUUGCUCACGACAUUAAGAUUCUGUAAUGAUGUUAAUGAAUUAAGUGUCAUGAGGGAAAUGUUAAGAGCUGAAAUUCACCAACUUAGGUCUGCAAGUAGUCUGCACGUCGACAGUUCCAUUAAACAACAAAUUGGCAGUUUGCAAUAUGUUGAGAAAAUGAUUAAUAAUAAAUUGGGACAACUUAAAGGAAAUAUAGAACCAGAUACCUCGUCUUCAACAAUUCUACCAUUGCUAUCGUUCGAACAAUUACUGAGCGGCGACGUAGCCUUAUCCUUUUAUCUCGAUUAUUUAACACAAGUCAACAAACAGAACUACUUAUUUUUUUAUAACACCGUGGAACAUUGGAAGACAUCAGUUCGUGAACAAUCUCAAAACAAAACAACGAAUCAAUUGGCGACAAAGAUGCGCAGUAUCAGAAAUGGAAGUACUACUUCUGCAGGAUCGAUGACGGCAACAAAUGGUAAUAAUAACAGUCAUCCGAUGAAUUCAAAUGAGGAACUUCGAGAGACUGCCCAGAAGAUUUAUGAGAAGUUUUUGUCUGACAAGAAUAGUGAUAGAGUUGAAGUGCCUUCGCAGAUGCUGAACGAUUUGAGGUUGAAGAUAGCCAACAAAGCUCUUAAUCCAUCUGAAAAUUGGUUCGAUGAAAUACAAGACAACGUAUUUGGAAAAUUCAAGACCGAAGACAUCUUCCUAACCGAUUUCUACAGAAGUCGACUCUACAUCCACAUGUUGGCAGAGCUCGAUAUGCUCACUCAUGGUCAACACGACUACGAUUGUACCUCAAAUCUGGACAAUGACAGUGUGUCCAGUUUAGAAAUGGUUGCUGGUUCCAGCGAAACUGAUUCUGGUGGAGCACCAGCUGAAAACGAAUCAUCGGCGAAUGAAACAACUGUGAAAAAGGACAAGAGCGAAGUAAAUGGUGCCAGAGGAAUGGAUAGUGUCAAAGCUACAGUUCCACUUAUCCAACAGACCAAUGUGGAUGGAGUGUUACAAAAAAGUGAGGACUAUCAAUUCGAUGACAAAAAGUUGUCGACAAAGUUCGAUUACAUGAAGCACACAAGAUCAAGAAGUGAUUCGAUUGUUCGGCAAAGAACUUUAAGUCCUCUGAAACAUAAUGUUAAAAAUAUUGAUGGCCAAGGUUUGGUGCAGCAGACUAAUAAAUUUGGUAAUACCAUAGAAGGUUCUGUUGCCACAGCCAAGUUUGCUUUCGAGCAUUAUAGUGCUAAUUUUUUGGCUGAGAAUUAUGAUUUGUCGAUGGAAAUUAUACAAACAGCAAUUGCUUGUGAAGGAGGAAAAUCCUGGGGCGUAUACGCUCUAAAUGUUUUAUGCCAUCGCAAAAAACAGCAAGACACUACUACAAACAAUAAUAAUAGUGUAACUCGUCAACAAAAUUUGCAAAACGAAAGCAACAGCUCCUUACUGCAAUGGCACGUGUAUCGAAGAUACUCGCAUUUCUUAGACUUACAGAAAUCUGUCAAGAAAAAGUAUCCUGAUUUGUCAAAACUUCCAUUUCCUGCAAAGCGUGCUUUUCACAAUAUGGAUCGAACAGUGUUGGAACAUAGAAAGACAGUUUUGAAUUCUUUUGUGACUGCUUUGUGUGAACAUGCAAGAAGGAUUAAACAUCACAAUCAGUCGCAACGAGUUUACUAUUACGAAGGACUUUUGGAAUUGCUCAUCGAGUUUUGUGAACCACAAGCUUAUGAUAAACAAGUUGCACGGGGGGCCAUGAUUAGAACGAUUGAUACAAUAGUUAGUCCAUUACGAUCAGGAAUGCGCAGUAUAAAAAACAUGCCCGACCAACUCCUAAACAGCGUUGAUGAAUUCGUUGGAGGCUUGUCCAGGGUUCUAUUAGGAGUCCCCGAUGAAAUAGAUGCUGAUAAUCCGGCUAUUCGUUCAGCUUUAGUUCUAUUAGACGAAGCUUUUGACUUGAAAGGACGUUCACAAUGGUUGAGACGUGGUGUGCUUUCAAAAGCACUACAAGGCACUUGGCUGGGAAAUGUUGUAAAUAGAAGAUUGCUGCAGUUGGCUGGAUCUUUAGCUGGUCACGGUAUGGUGUUACAAGCGAUAUCAUAUGUUCGAAAUGCCCUGUGGCCAAAUGGUGAACGAGCACAAAGUCCACCAAAACGAGACCAGGAUACAGUUCACAGGACCAGAAUAGCAGCAAAAACAGCACUUCUGGCCAGCUUCUCUGAGGACCUUAAACAUGUCCUAGGAAGCGAAACAACUCGUCUAGGAUUGUUAAAUGUAUGUCUACUUCUGCAAAAGAAACAAUUAAAUAUGAGAUUGAUACUAGUUGUGUUCGAAGAUAUACUCACCGCUUUAUAUCCCAGUAUUAUGAAAGCUUUAAUUUCUAAGAACAAUGAAAAUUGUAAGACAAUGAAGGAUAAUAGAUAA
Ctenocephalides felis (cat flea) is the source of this 3613-nucleotide messenger RNA. RefSeq names its product sorting nexin-13-like. Lineage: Eukaryota; Metazoa; Arthropoda; Insecta; Siphonaptera; Pulicidae. Gene Ontology annotation, cellular component: early endosome. The transcript is spliced from 19 exons. Gene Ontology annotation, molecular function: phosphatidylinositol binding. The record is from RefSeq and is a predicted model, not a curated record. Bases 182 to 3613 code for a protein of 1143 amino acids.